GGUCGCAAUAUUCUCUGUCCACUGAGAAAAAGCUAGUAUAAAAACCAAACCGCAAGCACAAAAGGAACUUCAACAAUUUUCAAUUUUCAAGAUUGAAAGUUUCAAAUGCUUUCUGGUUCCUAACUAAACUUCCAAUUCAAGAACAUAUGGAGAGGUUUCAUCCUUCAACUUCAAAUCCCAAAAUGGAAAGAAGAAUUGUUGAGAAAAAUAGGAGAAGUCACAUGAAGGAUCUCUACGCUCGGCUUUACGGUCUUGUUCCAAGUGACAGCUCCAAGGAAAAUUUGACAGUGCCUGAUCAAAUAGACGAAGCGAUAAAUUACAUCAAAAGCAUGGAGAAGAAGCUCGAGAAAUGUAAGGAAAAGAAGGAGAAGCUGUUGUUUGGAAAAAGACCAUAUGCAGGCGCUACAGGUGAGACUACAAAGAUAACUAAUGUUGAAGUUCAUGACAUGGGACCUAAUUUGGAUGUGAUUCUGCUAAAUGGGCUGGAAGAACAAGCUUCAUUUUAUGGCAUUAUUCGCCUGCUUUGCAAAGAAGGUUUUGAGGUUGUCAAUGCUAACUUUUCCAGCAAUGGAAACUCAGUGCUCCAAGUAGUUCAUGACAAGGGUGGAAUAUCAACAUCGAGGACUGAAACAACAGCAGUUGCCAAGAGGCUAAAAGAACUGAUCUAUGGAUACUCACGUGGAGAAGUUGAAUCAAGACUAGACUCGUGGGUUGAAUCGAGACUAGGCCCGUGGGACUUUGAAAUUGAACCUGAUAUAUUAAAUUCUAACGUUCUUGAGUUGAUGUCACCAGGACAGUUUUGCUUUCUGCAGCAACUUUAAAGUUGCGCGCGCAAGUGAGAUUUUACUAUAAGAAGUUGGAUAACGAUGGUCAAUUUCAAUACAAGGAUCUUAGAUUUGUACAUUUAUAGUUUUGCUUCUAUGCAAGCAGCCGGCAAAUUUAGUACUGAAUAAGACCUGAGUUGCAACUCCAAAGCUUUCGACAUGAAUUAAUCUGUAGAUAUAGUUAGAGGGAUUUGAUUUUGACAAUAUGAACCAUUUGUAUGUUAGAAUUUUUUAUUAGAUAAGAUAACAAGUUCACAAUA
Coffea arabica (coffee) is the source of this 1084-nucleotide messenger RNA. RefSeq names its product transcription factor bHLH162. Lineage: Eukaryota; Viridiplantae; Streptophyta; Magnoliopsida; Gentianales; Rubiaceae. The record is from RefSeq and is a predicted model, not a curated record. Gene Ontology annotation, biological process: regulation of transcription by RNA polymerase II. Gene Ontology annotation, cellular component: RNA polymerase II transcription regulator complex. Gene Ontology annotation, molecular function: DNA-binding transcription factor activity, RNA polymerase II-specific; protein dimerization activity; RNA polymerase II transcription regulatory region sequence-specific DNA binding.